GUAAGUCGAUUAACCAUGCCAUCACUAUUUUACACCUGUUUUUUGUGGAAUAGCGAGAUCCGUGAUAACAAAUUGCAAACAACAUUUUGCAUUUAAAUGCAGUAAACACAUUUACGUCGUGACAUUUACCAAAUGUUCUUUGUCAAACACAAAUCAAUUACUGCAAAUGGAUAUAUAUAAAUAAUUGCAAAAUGGAAACCCAGCUGGAAAUAGUUACAAACUUGAAGCGCAUUUUCGAAUGUUUUCUCGAUGUGAAUUUCGUCACAACGAAUAAUGUUUACUUUGAAAAACUCAUAUCGCACUUAGCUGCCAAAGAUAACGCUUACCUACUGCAGGCGCCGUUUGCGUUGGAAUAUGUUGAUCGCAGCAUAAACAUUAUAUAUGAGGAUAUAAGCAAGUUGAAUCCUAAAGUAAUUUCAUUUGUUUUCAAUUUUUUUGGUUUACUUACUACCAACGAAUGGACCGUCAUUGAAAUAAGGGAGCGGCGACUAAUGGACAAAAUACUAACCAUAGUGAAGCGUGAUUCGCACUUUUUCAAUCCAUCUAUCAAAUUAGGGAUUAUUCGGCUACUGCAAGCAGUAUCUAAAUACAGCAUUGGUUUAGGUUAUUUACGUUCCAUGAAAGUAUGGCAGUUUCUUAUAGAAUAUUGUAAUCAAGAUCACACAUUGUAUGUGGUGCGUGAAGCGCGUCACUUGCUGUACGAGAUGCUCUAUAAAUUCGAUGUAAAAACGAAGGAUGCUGAUGUGGUUAAAGAAAUUUUGAAGGAGAUCUUUAAACCUGUCAACGAGAAUGUAUUUGAUAAUCAUAAUGAGAACAUCGUAAUUUCUGUUGAUGAUCAUGAAUUGCAACAUAAGCUUUCCUCAACAUUGGAACUAAUCUCGUUCAUACUACAACAAACGCUCGAAUCAGAAGAGAAAACUAACAUUGCAAACUACUGCAAGACAGAGUACGACAUUGAAAUCACGCUUUGGAAGCUAACCGAAAUGUCUCAUAAUGAACAUUUUUUAUGUAAAAUAUUGGCAGUGUUAUCAUCGUACUAUUUUGCAAUAUUGUUAUAUGAUAAAUGCAAUGGGGAUCAGAUUUCUCCGGAUAGUUUCAAUGAGCUCGGCGUUGCGAUAUUCAAUCAAAUGAAAUUUUGCGUUUCGAAAGAGUACUGUGUAAGCUUUCUGAAAAUAGCCGAAAUCAAUCAUAAAUUGUGGAAAAAGCUAGGUACUCGGGUUCCUAAAGAGGUUUUCAUCGAAAAUGAGUCUGUACGUUUCGAAAAUCAACUAAUCUCAUUUCAAUUGAUGCCACUGUAUUCGCUUAUACAUUCACACGAGUUAGUCGAAGAAGAAAUCUUUGAAAAGUAUUUAUCAAAGGUAUUCGAAAUAAUAUGUGAAUUAACACUUCGCAUCGGUUACGCCUUUCGCGACGUGCUUUUCAACAUGUCAUCGCCAAUGAUUGCAGAUUUAGCUUUAAAAGCAAUUUAUGGGAUUAUGUCAGUGGUAGACAAAUUGGAACGAGAUCAGGCUGUGCUUGCGUUUCAAGCCUGUAUAUAUGCACUGAAACAGUUUAUGAUGUCGGUAUAUCCGAGUAUUUUGGACCAUCAAGAAGAGGAGUGCCCUUACACAUUGAAAGACAUACCAAGCUUUUCACUUAUCGCAGAGUUUACCAGUGUUGUGCACGCUAUUUUAGUAUCAAUGCAAACGUUAAUUGAACGAUUUAAAAUCACGUGGAAAGACUCGAUUGAGACUAUUUGUUUGGUCAAUUGUUUACUGUAUCUGCUUCAGGUUGAUGAUUUACCCACUAAGGUUACCGUUCAAUCGCUUAAAUUGCUACAAGUUUCAAUAGAACAUUACCUCUCCCCGAAUAUGGCGCUGCUUGUAGAUAACCUCCAAGGUUCUAGCUUGAUUAUAAUGGGCCCUGUUAUCAUGAAACGCAGCCAUGAUUCCGCCUGGGAGGUGCGGGAUAGCAUUUUAGAGCUUGUUAUCUCAAUUGCAGACAUAUCUCGUUUGAAAUAUCCUGCCUUUCAAAAAAUCUUAGCCGAAAAUUGGAUGUGCCGGGUUGUAUACGAUAUGGCUAAACAUGAUGCGGAACCUUAUGUGCGCGCUUCUGCACUAAAAUGUAUCGCCGAGCUUGUAGCUAUUAAUGGGAUAUGGGAGAUGGAUUUAAGUAAACAGAAUGUACCAGAUCAUUUAUUUGACGUGCUCUAUAAUGAUCCAGAAGGAAUCGUUCGCAAAGAAGCUUUACACACUCUUACCAGGUUAAAUGAAUUGCGCAAAAUACCCAGUCGUUAUAGGGAUACUUUUUAUUCGACCCUUUCUUAUUGCGUUCUUAAUGACUUGCAUUGGGAGGUAAAAGUCGAAGCCUUAAAAUGCUGGAAAAGUGAAAUCCACAACAUGUUGAGUGAUGAGGGUAUGAUCGAUGGUACCUUUCCAACAGUGACCUUCUCUAAAGAGAAAAGGAAAAUUGUUCAAUUGAAUGAAAAAGAAAUUCGUUUACGAUUUUCCAAAAUACUUAACGAUCUUUCACAUCGUGGCUUCUUCGCUGUUAUACUGAAGUGCCUAAGUGAGGACUGCGAUGUGGCAGUAAUCCGGGUAGCUAAAGUCCUUGUUAAAAAAAUGUUAGGCAAACUGAAGGAGUAUGAUUAUGACGCUUUAGCAGAAACGGAAGUAUCAACGAGUAAUCGAAGUAACCAGAAAAAUUUGGGCAAUAACAGCAAAGUAUCUACAUCGCCACCAGCGUCAAAGUCAAAUAUUAAAGACGAUCUAUCAAUGCAAGAUGGCCCAAUGCUUGAAAAUGCUGUUCCUUCAUCAUUAAAAAUGGAAAAUAAUAUUAAAGACUUCGUAAGUGGUAAUCCUGAAACCUUAGAAUUUCUCGAUACUGAUGAGAUUAUCGAAUCCAUACUCGAUGCAAAAGACAUAAAUUUGUUGGCGGAGGUAUAUGAGCAAAAAAUGCAAAUACAGGGGGAAUCUGAGCCUACAGCGUCAAGUCAAUUGUGUGCAGAUAAUGAACGACGACUCAUCCAUCCAUUCUAUUAUCGGCGAUUUGAGAAUGUUAGUGCCAAGGAGUUCUUCGCAACAAUUAAAUGCUCUGAUUUCGAGGAGAGAGAUUGUAAACAGGAUGAGUGGUUUUUGUGCGAUGAAAAUCUCGCCUCCCUCUUGGAUGACAUUUUAUGCGUUAUUAAACCCGAGCCGGAAUCUGAAACAAUUUCGGCUGAUUGCUAUUGAUCUAGGGGAAAAUACAAAAGCUCAAAGUUUUUCAUACUU
Molecule: messenger RNA, 3248 nt
Organism: Rhagoletis zephyria (snowberry fruit fly)
Lineage: Eukaryota; Metazoa; Arthropoda; Insecta; Diptera; Tephritidae
Biological process (GO): positive regulation of protein phosphorylation; DNA damage response; cell population proliferation
Cellular component (GO): nucleus
Source: RefSeq, a predicted model, not a curated record